This is a messenger RNA of Drosophila novamexicana, 1561 nucleotides long. RefSeq lists its product as uncharacterized. Bases 233 to 1561 code for a protein of 442 amino acids. The transcript is spliced from 3 exons. NCBI's taxonomy places the organism in Eukaryota, Metazoa, Arthropoda, Insecta, Diptera, Drosophilidae. The record is from RefSeq and is a predicted model, not a curated record.
UCAAUUAGUGCACAGAAAGAAACAAAAAUCAAUGGCAUAGGCGAAAAUUAUUAUUAUACAAUACAGCAUAUGAAACUGACCUGUGCCCAAUUCCCAAAUUGUGUCACUGGCGCAAUGUUUCUAAAAUGCUGCAGUUGCACAAACCACUAAAUUAGGCGCACAGUUCGGGUUGCACGCUUAGUUUUAACUCCAAUUCAGACUUCCAAUCAGUUGCGAGCUGGCAGCAAGCAAAAUGGCAACAACUGCUGUGACAACAAAAACAACAGGACUAUCAAGUGUCGGCAACACAAACCAAUAUGUGGAGGACAUUGAGUAUUUGCGCCAACUGUUUCGAGCUAAGAAUUUGGUGAAUUUUAGCAUUGGCCAAAUCGCCUGCAGCGCGGGCAGCAGCAGCGGCGACAACUACAUGUCCUUGGUGAAGCGUGUGACAAUCCAUGAUGCGGCGGGCGAUAGCCAAAUGGCUGCCGCUGCGUCUGCCAUCUGCUCAGUCAUCAUCAAGCGUCAAAUUGCUAGCAUCUCGCGCCGUCAGCUGUACCGUUGCGGGGAGGCCUUCACAAAUGAGAUCAAUGUUUAUCAGCACGUUGUACCGUUACUCUGCCGCUACAGUCAGCAGCCGUUAUUUCCGCAAUGCCACAUAGCCGCACUUGACGAUGGAGGCCCGAGUGGCGAGCCCAUCAUUGUGCUGCAGGACCUCAAAGCACUGGGCUUCCGCAUGAAGAAUCGCCUGGCAGGUCUAGAGCUGCGACACUGCCUGCUUGUGAUGAAGAAACUGGCGCAGUUGCAUGCCGCUUCACUGGCCGCACAGCAUUUGGAAUCGGCGCAUUUUGCACAGCAGUGCGCGCACAUGACGGAAAUUGUAUACUGCCCGGAUGCGGCGGAGUUCUACUCUCGCAUACUGGACACAUCGGUGCAGCAGGCGCUAGACAGCCUGAAUGCCUCGAAUGCGGAUGGUAACCUAUCGGCGCCCAUACGCCUCAUCGAGCAGCUGCAACCGAAUCUGUUUGAUCAGCUACACCGAAGCAUAAUUGCGGCGGCAGCAACUCCGUUCAGCGUGAUCUGCCAUGGUGACUUGUGGGUCAACAAUCUAAUGUUUCGUUCGCAGCCCGAGGAGGUCAUCUUUUUUGAUCUACAGGCCAUGAGACGCACCUCGCCCGUGUUUGAUAUACUUCAUUUUAUAUACACCAGCACGCGCCGGCAGCUGCGCGAUGUGCACACGGAUACAUUGCUAGCCGCAUAUGCGGAAGCUCUGCGUAAGGAACUGGGCCAACAGCUGCGUCACACACCGGCGGCCAACCAUCUGGUUGAACUGUGCGAAACCUUCUCGCUGCAGCGACUCAGCGAGGACUAUGUGCGUCACGUGCAUUACGGAUUGGCCAUAUCCAUGUGGAUAUUGCCAGCGGUCACCUUCGAUCCCAAUAACAUACCCGAUCUGGAUGCCAUAAGUGAGCUGAACUUAAAUGGAAAAGAGAUUAAUUGUACGCAGAAGCUGACCACGGAAUAUCAUCUGCGCAUCAGGGAGUUGGCGCUGGAGUUCUACGAGCAUGGUUAUCUGGGCGUGUAA